This is a messenger RNA of Porites lobata, 720 nucleotides long. Lineage: Eukaryota; Metazoa; Cnidaria; Anthozoa; Scleractinia; Poritidae. The record is from the annotation of a GenBank genome assembly.
AUGAUGAAAGCGUUUUGUGACACCCUGUCCUGCUUAUUCCUUUUCUGUAUCCACAUCACUUACCACAGCCACAUUGUAAAUCUUGUUGCUUCAGAUUUCAAGAAGGGUUUCAAAGAAGUGACCAAGUUUGUGAAGUGUUUCCGCAAUCUCUUCUUCGUUCCAAGUGGAAGGAAAAGCAGAUUUUUGAAUUUCCUGCAAAAGGCCCUAAAUCCAGGGGACAGUGUCACUAUGCCACCUAACCCGACAACCAAAAGCUGGAGUGCUUGGUUCGACUCUGUCCUGUACCACGCUAAGUUUUACUUCCUCUUUGAAGAUUUUGUCCAAGAGGAACUUAGUCGAGGAAGAAAUGUUGCCAGCAGUUCCCUCCUGCGUCUACAGGAAAUCUUUCAAGAUGAAAGUUUCAUGAAGAAGCUUCGUGCUCAAUUUGCCUUUCUGGAAGUCAAGGCACCAACUCUCGUGGUGUACCUAAAUUAUUUUCAGGAGCGAAUGCCACACGUUACACAGGCUCAUGAGAAAAUGGAGAGUUUGUUACAGUACCUGCAUGCAAAUACAAAUGUGGAGGAAGAUCUUAAAUUCUGUUUUGAAGGGGACUUCAACUGCAAAGAGAAGAAGGAACUGAUGUGACUUUUCAAUUCAGCCUUUGCUGACACCCAUGCUAAACUUUGCAAGUAUUUUGUGGAUGGAGCACAACCAGCUUUAAAGUUUCUUCAGCAAAUAUGA